CGGCCCAGUGCGGGAGUAGAUUGGCUCUGGGGACGGGAAAGCUGUCGCCACCAGGCUCUUUCCUCUGCGGCCGGGCCCCCUUCUCUUCCGGCGGAGAGGUUAGUGCACUGCCUGCCCCGGCAGUCCGUGAGGCCCUGCGCGGGGGCCCCCGCCUGCCUGGAACCUCCGCGUGACAGUGUCACCGGGACCGCCGUGGUGCUCUGCGCGUAACGUGCUCUUUGGUCCACUUAGCGGGGAGUGAAAAGCACUCAGCCCACACACACUUACGGAACGCUCCUCUGAGCCGGUGCAAAGCGGUAACUGCGCAGGUGAAGUAGCUUUGAAGUUAAGGGAUUGGAAGAAACGCUGUAGGAUCGCUUAUGAUCUGGCCACUACUCCUUGUCAGUGCUGAUCGCUGAGGCAGCUCUCUCCCGCCUCCCCUGAAGCUGCACUUGUUUGUCAGCUUGGGAUGUGGUCAUGUCAGCCAGACUUCUCCAUGCCCUGGCCGGAUCGCACUGCGUUUUAUCAAAAGCAUGUCAGCGCCAAAGACUGGUUCAUCGAACAGGAAAACCACUUAAGGAACUUGAGAGUGCAACACGCGGCGCCCUGGCGAGAAGUCAAACCUUGGAUUUGUUCUUUCCUGAUACCGCAGCCGGUGGUUUGAAAGAGUCCCGGGUCCUGGAAAUGAACCCGAACACAUCAAACACAAGCAUGUUCUCUGCAUCCAGCACUGCACGUUGCCACGGUGAACAAGCACGCCUCCCCACCAGGAAGUCUCUGGGCCCGCACCGGAUGACUCACAAACCAAAUCGAUUAGGUCCUAAGUGGUUUAUAAAAAUCAUCGAGAGGCAUUGCUCAUCCACGUCAACAGAAACGCUGGUUCCUAAACAAGACUUUCCGCAGAUCAAGAGAUCACUAAAAGCUUCGAGGACCCGGCAACCGUCCAGGACCAACCUUCCGGUUCUGUCCGUGAACGAGGGCCUGAUGCACUGCACGGCGUUUGCAACUGCGGAUGAGUAUCACCUGGGCGCGCUCUCUCAAGACCUGGCCUCCCAAGGAUAUGUGGAAGUGACAAGCCUGCCUAGAGAUGCAGCCAAUAUUUUGGUGAUGGGUGUGGAAAACUCUGCAAAAGAAGGUGAUCCUGGAACAAUAUUCUUCUUCAGGGAAGGAGCUGCUGUGUUCUGGAAUGUAAAAGACAAAACUAUGAAGCAUGUGAUGCAGGUUCUGGAGAAGCACGAAGUGCAGCCCUACGAGACCGCCCUGGUGCACUGGGAGAACGAGGAGCUCAACUACAUAAAAACAGAGGGGCAGUCGAAACUGCACCGAGGAGAAAUCAGGUUAAACUCAGAGCUAGAUGUGGAUGACGCCAUCCUAGAGAAAUUCGCCUUCUCCAAUGCUCUCUGCCUUUCAGUGAAACUGGCUAUUUGGGAAGCAUCACUGGAUCAAUUUGUGGAAUCUAUUCAGUCAAUUCCAGAGGCUUUAAAAACUGGGAGGAAAGUGAAACUAUCUCACGAAGAAGUUAUGCAGAAAAUGGGUGAACUCUUUGCCCUCAGACACCGUAUAAACUUGAGUUCAGACUUCUUGAUCACUCCAGAUUUCUACUGGGACAGAGAAAACCUGGAAGAACUUUACGAUAAAACUUGUCGGUUCCUAAGCAUCACUCGUAGAGUUAAGGUCAUGAAUGAAAAACUUCAGCACUGCAUGGAGCUGACAGAUCUAAUGCGGAAUCACCUGACAGAGAAGAGGGCACUCCGCCUGGAGUGGAUGAUCGUCAUCCUCAUCACCAUAGAGCAUUCUACCAAGAGAACAGACAUCCAUACACCUACCAAUGACUCCAUUUGCUGUGCCUGUGAGAAGGUGACCAUCCUGGUGUCUUUUGCAGCACUUGGCAAGAGUUCUCAAGUAGCAGUCUUCUGAGGUAUUUAUACCCCAAGGGCAUCAAAG
Myotis myotis is the source of this 1923-nucleotide messenger RNA. It is a transcript of the gene RMND1, whose product is annotated as required for meiotic nuclear division 1 homolog. Bases 457 to 1896 code for a protein of 479 amino acids. The transcript has 13 exons. Lineage: Eukaryota; Metazoa; Chordata; Mammalia; Chiroptera; Vespertilionidae. Gene Ontology annotation, biological process: positive regulation of mitochondrial translation. The record is from RefSeq and is a predicted model, not a curated record.